AUGAGGAGUGAGUCCAGGGACAGUGAAGACGGUGACGAUACCGCUCUCACGGACUUUUGCGUCAUGUUAGACCCAUACGGUGACGAGUACAACCCCGUAAGGGAGAAUCGUGUUCUCCCUGCGGGGCUUUCGAUGGAAUUUCUCGUACAGCUUUCGAUAGAAUUUCUCGUGGAGAUUUUUCGUGUAGUAUUAGAUCUGGAUUUUGGAGUUUCAGAUGGUGAGUUUGGUCCGGAUGACGCUGUCUCUGACUUGGAGGACGUUUUUAUGGACGAUACUGGCCCCCUUGUUGUGCCCCUGGUGGGUGCCGGUGACACUUCCACCCACCUUGUGGAUGCUGUCGCCGUCCCCAUGGAUAUUCAUUUUGGCGCCCGACGCUCGCCACCCCCGCCGCCGACACUCCGAGUGAAUGGGAAGCGUCGACGUCUCAACGACGUGGACGAUGCUGACGCACGCAAGCUGGCCGAGCUCCUGUUGCUCGUGGAUGAGGACGAGGCUGGGAAUCCUCAAUCGGCGCUCCAGGCUACCCGCAGUUAG
Molecule: messenger RNA, 534 nt
Organism: Peronospora belbahrii
Lineage: Eukaryota; Oomycota; Peronosporomycetes; Peronosporales; Peronosporaceae
Source: the annotation of a GenBank genome assembly